UUCAUCAGCAGCAAUCAUCACCAGGAGCUGGAGGAGCCCAGAGCAUAGUCCAGAGAAGCUUCCUGUGCUACCAAAGUACCCACCAGGGUGACAGGUUGGUGCUUCUCCACCAAGAUGCUUCCUAAAAACACAAGGACCAGGCAGCUCAAUGGCACCUGUGCCAGCUCAGCGGACAUGGAGCUCUUCCUCCAUUAUUCCCUCAUCCCAUCUCUCUUCAUCAUUUUGGUCUUGUCCUUCCUCCAAAGACGAGAGCAUCGUAGACAGAGAGAUGAUACCUCUUACCUUCUGGGGAGCCACUUUGGAAUCAUCAUGCCUCUGGACUUCGUGGGCACAUUUAGUAACCGAUGGUCAUAUGGAAUCGCCUUUGGGGCCACAGCCAAUAAGGUCAUGUUCCUGUUCUCAGAGGGCUACCAGCCCCUGCAGGUCCCACAGUGGGCCCAAGGGCCCCGAGGUCUCUGACUGGAGGCCAGCGUGCAGUGCUGUGUCCUCCCCGAGAUCCUCCUGCACCCGUGGUAAGGGGACUCACAGCAUCUCUGGUCCUGUCUCCCCAGCCUUUGUGCUUCUAAUCGGUGGCUUCGAAGUCGGCCUGGCCUACUUCCCCUUCUUUGCCUGCCUCUCAUCAGAGUUCCGACUGGUCAGCUCCACCCUUGGCUUCUGCUACUCUCUGAUCUGGUUUGCUGUCACUAUUCUUCAAGUCUCACAGUGUCCCCAUGGGCCGUUUCUGGGGAGCUACGAGUCUGUCAUGUUCUACUGGCCCUCGCUGCUAUGCCUGGCCUUCCUGCUGGGCCGCUUCCUGCACAUGUUUGCCAAGGCGCUGAGGGUGCACUUGGGCUGGGAGCGCGGGGCGGAGGAGCAGCCUGUCCUGGAAGCUCACCAGGCCGCGCACGUCCAGCGGCUGCUGAGGACGCCCCGCCCGCAAGAUGGAAAAACAACGUGGUUCCAAGCUAGGAUAUAUGAGUGGGACCCCUGCUUUCGAUUCCCUAGCAGAAUGAUCGGAACUAUUGUAUUGGCCUUCAUCUGCCUGUACCUUGAGUCUGGGUGCUGACCAUUUUGCCUGCCUCCCUCACGUGUGUGAGUUACCUGUUCCACAUUCUGGCCUGUUACAGAAAGCACAUAAAGAGGCUGUGGGCAGGAGAUAAGCACUUUCUCCCUUUGAAGUUCCAUAAUCCUGC
Molecule: messenger RNA, 1172 nt
Organism: Otolemur garnettii (small-eared galago)
Lineage: Eukaryota; Metazoa; Chordata; Mammalia; Primates; Galagidae
Product: stimulated by retinoic acid gene 6 protein-like
Exons: 11
Coding region: 149-1045 (298 amino acids)
Biological process (GO): vitamin A import into cell
Cellular component (GO): plasma membrane
Molecular function (GO): signaling receptor activity; retinol transmembrane transporter activity
Source: RefSeq, a predicted model, not a curated record